Penicillium crustosum is the source of this 1890-nucleotide messenger RNA. RefSeq names its product GMC family oxidoreductase. The transcript is spliced from 2 exons. Gene Ontology annotation, molecular function: flavin adenine dinucleotide binding; oxidoreductase activity, acting on CH-OH group of donors. Bases 1 to 1890 code for a protein of 629 amino acids. The record is from RefSeq and is a predicted model, not a curated record. Lineage: Eukaryota; Fungi; Ascomycota; Eurotiomycetes; Eurotiales; Aspergillaceae.
AUGGGAACCUCCUGGAGCAAACUUGCCUCCUUCCAGAAGGACCCCAAGCCAUGUCACUACGAUGCGAUCAUUGUUGGCGGAGGCUUGUCUGGACUUGUUGCCGCUCGUCGUCUCAGUGAGUUAGAAGACAAGAGAAUUCUCCUCAUCGAAGCGGGUGCGGACCGUCGAGGAGACCCAAAGAUUGAUACCCCAGGGUUACUAUUCAGUCUUUGGGGUGACCCAGCCUAUGAUUGGAAUUUCUGGAGUGAACCUCAAGAACGCUUGAAUGGAAGACAGAUCCCCCAACCCAGGGGUAAAGUGCUGGGAGGAUCUAGUGCCAUCAAUGUGGCCGCCAUCGUUUAUCCUACGCCCCGAAAUUUCGAGGCCUGGGAGAGACUGGGGGUGCAGGGAUGGUCUUUCGACACCUUAGCACCAUAUUAUAAGAAGUUCCAUACCUUUCAUCCAGCAUCCAAGGCAACAAACGAUCUGCUCUCCCUGGACUCGUACGUAAAAGUUGAUAACCAGGGUGCUCAGGGUCCGCUUCCCAUCAGCUUCCCCGAUGUCUACGGCCCUUUCCAUAAGGCCUGGAUUGCAGCAUUUCGCAACCUUGGGUUCGAAAAUGGCCAGGAUCCGAUUCUUGGAAGAAAGCAAGGGGCGUUUAUGCCUCCAAAUACUGUUGAUCCUGGAACGCACCAACGAUCCUACGCGGCUUCGGCUUAUUACUCCCCAGAGAUCGAGGCGCGACCCAACCUGCACUUGAUCACUGAAACGGCUGUGCACAAACUGCUCUUCAGUACUACAUCCCAAACUGUCACUGCGACUGGUGUCCAAGUAUAUGGGAAGGACGGCCAGCUAUCCGAGUUUACCGCAGAUGAGGUGAUUCUGGCUGCCGGGGCCAUCCAAAGUCCUCAGAUCCUGGAAAACUCGGGCAUUGGGUCUGCAGCAAUUCUUGGGCAGCAUGGAAUUGAUGUGGUAAUCGAUAACCCUGGUGUCGGAGAGAACCUGCAAGAUCAUUCAUUCGCCAGCGUUUCAUUCGAGGUCGCCGAUGGCCAAAUUACCAACGACAUGGCGCGAGACCCAGCAGUGAUUGAGGGUCUACUGAAGCAAUAUGGGGAAACUCGUACGGGCCCUUUGUCCGGCAUACCAUAUGGCCUGGCGUAUGUGCCAUCAGUCGACACAGGCGGUCGCAUGUCCUCUGAAAUAGGGCAGUCCCUCAUUGACACGCACCUCAACCUAUGCGAUCCGUGUCUUUCCCUUACUCACAAAGCACAGUAUGAGGAGUUGGCAAAUAUGAUGGUGGACCAGAAGGAGAAUACCUUCUGGUACGGCAUCACUCCAUCUCAGAUGAACAUGGAGCCGCAUGGCAGCACCAAUAUGACUCAGGUUUAUAGUCCACAACGGCCUGAGAAUUUCAUCACACUGAUGGCGGGACUCAAUCACCCUUUGUCGCGUGGCAGUGUACAUAUCAGUAGCGCUGCUAUUGGCUCUCCACCGCGAAUUGACCCGGGCUACCUAUCUCAUCCGCUUGAUGUUGAAAUGUUGGCUCGUGGCAUUCAAUUCUUGGAGCGUAUCGUCGAUGAUCUACCAAUGAGACAACUUUUGAAACCUGAUAACCGCAUACCGUCUUACGCAUCUAACCUAUCAGAGCUCGAAACGGCUAGACAGGUUGUGAAAGACAGGCUGUGGACAUCAUAUCAUCCCUCCUGUACCUGCCCUAUGAUGCCACGGGAGAGCGGAGGUGUGGUCAACAAUCGGUUGUUGGUACAUGGGACAACUAAUGUAAGGAUCAUCGAUGCCAGUGUCUUCCCUAUGAUCACACAAGGAAACAUCCAGGCUACUGUGUACGCAGUAGCUGAGCGUGCAUGUGACAUUAUCAAAGAGGAUUGGGGUGUGAUAGAUCCAGCCUCAUAA